AUGCACAAAUUAAAUCUACCAAUCGACAAAAAGGAAGCAGCUGCAAUCGAGAGACGUAGGAUAGCUGAAGAACAAAGAAAAGCCAGGAUUUUCAAUGAGCGGAUUAGACUUAUAGGGGUUGACGAGAGUACAUUGGCACAACAGGUGAAGGAUAAGAAAGAGCGGGAAGAGCUUGAACGUUGCCAAGACAUCGCUUACGGUAAAGAUGCUGAGCGCAAUGACAAAAUUGCAAUCCUUUUGGAGAGACGUCAGCAGAGAGAACAGCGAGAAAUGAAUCGGGCCUUGAACGAAUUUAGACUGCAACAUCAACAGCCAAGCUCUCGUCGUGAAUUCGACCUCAAUGACCCGGAUGCAAAGAAAAAGGAUAGACCAGCUCGCAUUUCGGAUGAUGAUCCGAGAUGCGGGGUCUCAUCAAUACAGAAGUUUGUCGGCGAGGAUCUAACGAAAAAAUCGCGUGAGAAGUUUCAGCAGGAACAAAUGCAGAGUUGGUUCGAUCAGCAAAUCGAAGAACGGAAUAGGACUGAAUGUGCUAGAAAGCAUGAUGAGCACCUGCGGGCGUUGUAUGGGCGGACGAUGGAUGGACGCGUACAAGCAAUGGCGCGAGCUGAGGCGGCGUGCCGCCGCGCGGUACAAUGUGCAGUGCGCCGCUACAAUGAGGCGCUUGCGGCUGAGCGCGCAGAUACAGAGCGAGCUCAGCGACGGUGCGAGGAGGAGGCGAACGCCUGCGAGAUCAUCAAUUGCAUUAACUCCGACCUCCUUACUGAAAACCCCGCUCAGGCCAUUUCUGCCUUUGGACCGCAUCGUAUCUGCCCUGACCGCUACAAAGGCUUUUCACCCGAACAGCUUGCCGAAAUCCGUCAGAAACAGUGCCUACAAAUUCGCGAGAAAGCGUGCAGAGAAGCAGAGGAGAAGCAGUUAAACAACCAAAUCGACAGUGAACGUAUAAAGGCGAGCAGAGUAAGUCUAGUCCUCGAACGAAACCUGGAACAGCAGGCUCGUGAUUAUCGGAAGAGGGUAGCUCAGGAAAACUUGCUACUCGCCAAGGAUCAGAAGACCUUUCAAAAGUAUCUCAAUGAAGAGGUGAGCAAAUAUCUUGUGGAAUUCCCAUGCUCUCAUUAUUGCCCUUCUUCGUACGAUGCAUAG
Messenger RNA from Hydatigera taeniaeformis, 1143 nucleotides. The record is from the annotation of a GenBank genome assembly. Lineage: Eukaryota; Metazoa; Platyhelminthes; Cestoda; Cyclophyllidea; Taeniidae.